AUGAGUAGACAUAAGAUUAAAUUCAACGCCAAAGGACGUCGUAUACGCUGUAUCGCACAUAUCAUUAAUCUAUCCCUUCAAACCUUCCUUCUCGCAUCUUCUAAAGAGGCUCUAGUCGCAGCACUUAAUUCAGCAUCCGGUGUCACUGGAGAGGAGCUUCUCUCCCUGUUUUCCAAGGUCCUAGCCUCUCAUCGAAAGAAGGCUGCCACCGAACAAAAUAUAGCAAAGAGAAAGAACGGAGAGCCGGCCAGAAAGCACAAGCGCAAGGGCAGCACGGCUAGCAAUACGUCCGUGAUAUCAGCUGACGGCUUUGGCGGCGUUGAGAAUGUCCCUGCAUUACGCAAGCUUCACGGCUUAGCUGUGUGGCCAAGUUCAUCAAGCCUCCACCAGAAUGCGUGGGAUAAGGUAGUGGGACUGCGUUUAGGGAUGGAUAAUCGCACCCGCUGGUCGUCCUGGUAUCAGGUUAUUGAUCGUGCGAUUAGGAAGAAGGACAAAAUCCAGCCCUUCAUGUCUGAUCACGAAGAGGCCAUCGGAGACAAUCGGCUAUUAGUUGGAGAUUGGGAAGAAAGUACAUACGUUUCUUCAGCCAUUUGCUUCAGCAACAUUAAGAUAUAUCAAUUGGAUGAACGCUCCGACGAACGGAUGGUUCGAGCCAUCGAUAUGGGAUGGUUUAUCCUCUCUAAAUACUACCGCCUAACUGACGAGGUUCCCGUAUACGCCGCCGCUCUCCUCCUUGAUCCCCGCAAACGCAUCGCGUAUAUCAAGCAGAACUGGCAAAAGGAAUUUAAUUACGAGCAACCCAGCGACCAUCCCUCCACCCCAACGUCGAUGCCACCACCGCUGGCAAAGAAGCCAAAUCAACUCGCGAUACUAUCAAAGAAGCUGGAUGAUUUCACUAGCUUCAUCAACGUUGAUGCAACAGAUAUCCCUCCGGAUUGCACGCCUCUGGAGUGGUGGUGUCAACCACAGCAGAGAAAGCAGUAUCCGAAACUUAGCUUCAUGGCUAUUUGCAUUAUUCCUAUCCCAGCAGAGUCAUCGGAGCCGGAGAGGACUUUUCUGGGGCAAGAAGAACAUGUUCAUGGGAUAUAUUACGAUUCACAUGUAACAUUAUCGAGAUGA
Fusarium poae is the source of this 1119-nucleotide messenger RNA. RefSeq lists its product as uncharacterized. The transcript has 4 exons. Lineage: Eukaryota; Fungi; Ascomycota; Sordariomycetes; Hypocreales; Nectriaceae. The coding region runs from base 1 to 1119 and encodes 372 amino acids. Gene Ontology annotation, molecular function: protein dimerization activity. The record is from RefSeq and is a predicted model, not a curated record.